AUGGCCGACGCUACCAAACGCGCGAAAAAAGCGGCCAAGUUCCGUGCGCGAAGCAAGGGUGAUGCGGUGCAGGGUGAUGAGGACGUUGGUGUGGAGGAUGCAGUGGAGCAGGUACGCGAUCAAGUAGAGGCUCCCGUGCGCGUGUCCGAGGAGCGCGCGGAGCAAGAUCCAGUAGCGCGUACGAAGCGCAAGAAAACCGCCUCCGCAUCGACCAAGACCACAUUUUCCGAGGAUGGAGCAGCACACGAGGCUCCGGCAGAGCCGACCGUGCCGAAACUAGAGCACAAGUACAUUGUGUUUGUCGGCAACAUGCCAUUCAAUGUCACAAAAGAGAUGCUGGCCAAGCAUCUCGGGGAUACGUGCGGCGAAACGCCAAGCGUGCGUUUACUGACCAAGCGCGCAGACCCCAAAGCGCUAGAGGGCCUUUCGAAUUCAAAAAAGAAAUCAAUUGCCAAGGGAAAGGCACAAAACCCCUGCGCGCCUGUGUCGCGUGGAUGUGCAUUUGCAGAGUUCGGCAGUGCCACGGCGCUGCAAAAGGCGCUGCGGUUCCACCACUCCAUGUUCCACGGGCGCCAGAUCAAUGUAGAGCUUACUGCGGGUGGCGGUGGGAAAGGCGAGCAGCGCCAGGCCAAGAUCAAGUCAAAGAAUGCCGAGCUGGAAAAGGAGCGGCGCAAGCACUUUGAGAAGCAUGUGAAGCCAGAGGCCGACGCACACAAACGCAAGCUUGCCGACGCGCCGACAGCGCACUGGGAAAAGACCGACAAGGAUGCUGCCCCUGCAAAGCGCGCCAAGUUUGUCAGCGGUGCAAAUGCGGUGCGUCUGGGGUAG
Molecule: messenger RNA, 828 nt
Organism: Malassezia vespertilionis
Lineage: Eukaryota; Fungi; Basidiomycota; Malasseziomycetes; Malasseziales; Malasseziaceae
Exons: 1
Coding region: 1-828 (275 amino acids)
Molecular function (GO): RNA binding
Source: RefSeq, a predicted model, not a curated record